UCUUGUAGCCCCAUCUCUCUGCCUCAUCUCUAGUACAUAACGCACAGACCAUACUGGCACACACACCGCAGAUCGCGAACACAGACGUCCGGCGAUCCCACGAUCCGCAUUCCAGCCCCGCCCCUCACCGUUCCGCACUCCGCACUCCGCACCUCCACUCCCUCUCUUCACCAUGGCUCAGUCGUGGAUCGUUGCCCUCUCCCUCCUCGCUAUCACAGCCUUCAUCGUUGCCGUGAUGACGACAAUACGCUACUUUGUCAAGGCCCGCAGCCGCCGUCGCGCAGCCGCCGCUCCAGCGAUGCUCGCUCUCCCAUCAACCACAACGCUCGCUUCGCAAACAACACUCGUCCAGACGCACCCGACACCGUUGCCCCUCAAGUCUUCGCCAGUGUAGGGUUGAGGGAAGCGAACAAACGCUAGGAGAGGCCCAGCCGGUGGGCCGGUGGGCCGGCCGGUUGCCGACAAUAUGCGAAACCUGCAUCGCACGUAUCAUCUGCGACGCGCUGGUGAUGUCCCAUGCCACCUCGCGCCACAAUUCACGUAGCCCUUCCCGGAUGCAUCGCGCCCAGCGUGGAUAAAAGUCUGGGCAGGGCUGGAGAACACAGUGGCGCGUGGCGUCAGGUCCCCACUCUGUGCGAAUCCAGCCGGUAGGAUGCGCCUACGGAUUCCCUGCACCGGCGCGCGGCGACGCGCAGACGCGUUUUUGCGCUUCGGUCUUCCCAGAGAACCUCCUCACCAGCUUGCCAGCUCCCAUCCGUCAGGGCCGGGCCGGUCUUCAUCCGUUGAGCCGGCGUACGAAGCAGUUCUGCCGGGGUACGCCCGGCGAAUCGUGAGAACCACUGUUUGUG
Molecule: messenger RNA, 848 nt
Organism: Cutaneotrichosporon oleaginosum
Lineage: Eukaryota; Fungi; Basidiomycota; Tremellomycetes; Trichosporonales; Trichosporonaceae
Source: RefSeq, a predicted model, not a curated record